GUGAGGCUCUUACUGAGUUUCAGGUGCAAUGUUAAACCUUUGUAUUGUGCUUUAAACAUCAUCAUUGAACUGCUUAAGGGAUGCCACUGGUGUGUUUGCCAGGUUUCUUGGAAACGGGACAAGAGGGAUCAGCAAAAAACCAAGACUUGCACAGAGAGCUGAGUCCAUUUUACACAAAUUAAAUCAAACAGAGACCGAUCCCCGGAUACUCAGGAAACGUGUGUGCUUUACGCCACGAUGGAAGAAUGUACAACUGCUUACAACUUUAUCGGACUGUAAAAGCUAGUGUAUCAUGCCAUACCUGGCCCACACUGCACACGCCCAGUUUGUGGGGCUCUGGGUGAGUGCCACUGGCUGGAUCCUCACCAUCGUGACUGUAGGCUUGGUGGAGUGGAGGGUUUGGGAGGUCUCCGACCUGUCUGUCAUCAGCUCUGGCCUGGCCUGGGUGGGCAUCUGGAGAGUGUGCUUUUUCUCCAAUGUGCUUGUCACGUCUCAGUACGAGGUCGUUUACUGCCAGCGGAUGCAACUGACAGACGCUUACACACCUAGUGAGAUUGCUGCAGCUCAGGUGCUCAUGCUGCUUGCAUUCAUCUUGGGACUUUUUGGCAAUUCCAGUGUUAUUUAUGGACUCAGGAAUGUCUACUUUGGAGUUGACGAGACCAGAUCGAUCACUCUGGCUUUUUCUUUUGGUGGGGGACUUUUGUUACUUGCUGGUGUGACUUCAUUAAUUCCUCUUUUCUGGAACUUAAACGCUGUGGUGACUAACCAGACCAUCAACUUUCCACCCAACUUCUACAUGCCCCCAGCUCCUCAUGAUCAAUAUGUUGGUCCUGGUAUCGCUGUUGGAAUUUUUGCUUCCAUCAUGGUGGUGUUGAGUGGAACAGUGUUUCUGUGUUACAAGCUGCCAGAAGGACUGAGUACCAAAAUCAGUCCUUCAAGGACAAAGGGAAACUCCUGUGGACUGAUUGAAACUGGGAUGGCAGAUCAUAUGAAAUCCAAACAGAUGAUAGUGCAAAGCAGAAAGAACUUCAGCGGUAUUGACAACCGUGCAUUCCAGUCGCAGAAGGAUGGCUAAAUGUGGGUUUUCAUUUUCCAGUCAUAAACUCAUGUUAUGAUUGUUAACACUCAAUUGUGUAUUCAUUGAAAUGCUUAUGUUUUUGAAAGGAGAUUUGGUCAGAUUGUUUACAAGACAAACCACAUUAGUGCAAUUAAAGUGUGUGUGUCCUUUGGGGUAGAACACUAAUUGGAAAGUUAUUCAUAAACAUACAGUUCUCAUGGGAUUUAACACUUGACAUCAUUGCAAACAGCUCACGCAGAUACACAAUGAAUGCUAAUAUUGUGAGUUUUCUUUUUU
Messenger RNA from Clarias gariepinus (North African catfish), 1354 nucleotides. Its product is annotated as claudin-34-like. The transcript is spliced from 2 exons. Gene Ontology annotation, biological process: bicellular tight junction assembly; cell adhesion. The record is from RefSeq and is a predicted model, not a curated record. Bases 293 to 1075 code for a protein of 260 amino acids. Gene Ontology annotation, cellular component: bicellular tight junction; plasma membrane. Lineage: Eukaryota; Metazoa; Chordata; Actinopteri; Siluriformes; Clariidae. Gene Ontology annotation, molecular function: structural molecule activity.